Messenger RNA from Hemibagrus wyckioides, 3078 nucleotides. RefSeq names its product upstream transcription factor 2, c-fos interacting (gene usf2). Lineage: Eukaryota; Metazoa; Chordata; Actinopteri; Siluriformes; Bagridae. Gene Ontology annotation, molecular function: DNA-binding transcription factor activity, RNA polymerase II-specific; RNA polymerase II cis-regulatory region sequence-specific DNA binding; protein dimerization activity. The record is from RefSeq and is a predicted model, not a curated record. Gene Ontology annotation, biological process: regulation of transcription by RNA polymerase II.
GGGGGGAAAACAUACAUUUAUUCACUCUGGUAGAGGUGUGCUGUCGGAUUAGCUCUGUGUUAUUGUUCACGAGGACGCAUUUGUAAAGUUGUCAGUAUCGAAAUCAGGAAGAUUUAAUAAUCGUACCGUGCACUUAUCUUCAACCAUCCGUUACAGAAUACUACAGCAAAACGAACACGACAUGGAGAAAAAAAACCCGUACUGGUCACUCACACAUCAUUGUCCAGAAUAUUUUAUUGACAUAAUGUGUUCUGAAAUGCAACAUUCUGUUAAUAAAAACACGAAAAAACCGACACCAAAGCACUCCUCUCCAUAUCUUAUUAACCGCAUCGGCUCGAUAUACUUGUUUCACGCUUGCGGAUGGAUACGUCAACGAUACACGACACGGAGCUGAACAAGGAGACGUAAGAACCGUGGAAAAAAACACACAAAGCCAGGAAAAGCAGAGCUUGCUUCGACGGAUAAGAACGUUUUUCAGUAGAUAACAACGAAACGGAGGAAAUUAAUCCGGUGUUAAAAAGACAAAAAGAACGGCAGAUUUAAUAGUUCGCGGUCCUAACAGAGAGGUGUAAUCCGGCCGCGGACGAAGAAAAAAAAACCCAAGCGCGCGCGCGAGAUAGAGAGAGAGAGAGAGAGCUUCGUGUCUUUUUCAAGCGGCCUCCAUUUUGUCUCCUCGCCCAGGCUGCGCCUCACGUGUCCCGGACUUGUCUCUCUCACAUGACCCUCGUGUUUGUCCCCGUGAUCAGCGCCGCCGUCUCCGCGUUUCAAGUGUUGCCGAAUAUCGCGUUUAAAAAAAAAGAGAGAGAAUCGCUCACCUUCAUGGAUAUGCUCGAACAGAGCCUGGACGCUCAGACGAGUCACGAGAAACAGGAAACUGAGGAGGUUGUUCAGCUGCAGGAAGGAGAGGGAGUAGGGGCGGAGGAACCAGCGGCGGUUACCAUAGCGAGCACCCAGCCAGCCGCAGUAUUUGCUGACAAUGUCCAGUACCAGUUCCGCACAGAAAACAGCAGUGGGCAGGUGACAUAUCGCGUCGUCCAGGUAACAGAAGACCACUUGGAAACAGCCGGAGAUGGUGGAGCUGCGGUCAGUGUCGUGUCCACUGCCGCCUUUGCUGGAGCCCAGCAGGCAGUUGCACAGGCUGUUAUCCAGAACCCUUUCAGUAAUGGAGGCAGUCCGGCAGGUGAGACGGUCGGGGGUGAGACGCGUUUCGCUUACUUCCCGGCUGCUACCGUCAGCGAUGGUACAGCAACAGCAGUUUCAGUGCAGGCGGCCGCUGAUGCCACUCUUGCACCAGCAGCAGGUCAGUUUUACGUGAUGAUGAGUCCUCCAGAUGUGUUACAGCCAGGCACACCAAGGACCAUUGCCCCUCGCACACACACUUAUUCCACGAAGAUGGACGGCCCGAGAGCACCGCGAGAUGAGAGGAGGAGAGCGCAACACAAUGAAGUGGAAAGAAGAAGAAGAGACAAAAUCAACAACUGGAUAGUCACACUGUCCAAAAUCAUCCCAGACUGCAACAUGGACAACACCAAAACUGGAGCAAGCAAAGGAGGCAUUCUGUCUAAAGCAUGUGAUUACAUCAGAGAGCUCAGGCAGAGCAACCAGAGGCUGCAAGAGAGUUUUAAAGAGGUGGAGAGAAUACAGGUGGAUAAUGAGCUCUUAAGACAGCAGAUAGAAGACCUGAAGAAUGACAAUGCACUGCUCAGAGCCCAACUCCAACAGCAUGGCCUUGAAAUCAGUGGAGAAACCAUUUCGCAGUGACGGACAGUCACACACAUUACGGAAUACACACACCUCCACAAAACCACCUCACAGACUUGAGAUGUUUGUUAACCCAAUAGAAUAAUAAUGGCUGAUCUGAUAUUAACAGAAGUUAUCAGAGAAACUAUUGAACAAUAGUUAAAAAGCACAUCUACUGUUCCACCUGUGAGAGCUUGACCUACACGGACGCGGCAACAAACUGAGACGAACCCCAAUAUGUGACGUAAAUGGGCUUGCAUUGGACUAACUUGUCUUUUUUCUUUUCUUUUCUUUUUUUUUUUUUGAGUUUUUGAAUGAUGAUGAAUUGAAAAUUCUCAACAAUGCCUCAUGAUCACAUUUUGUUUAAACUUGUGGUGGUUUUUCCUGUCCCCAACGCCCGCACACCCCCCCCCAACACACCCCUCUCGGUAUUUCUUCGUAAUUAUUACUGCUGUCUUCAGUAUGUUGUAUUGUUUUGUCUGCAUUAUUUAUUAGCGCACAGAGAAGUACACAACAGGGAUAUGAAACCUUUUGUUUCGAUGCUUGAACACAAUCAAGCCAGUUUGUCUUUCACAUUUAAGAAGCUUCGCAGUUAAUCAGAGCAAAUUUCCUUUGUUCCUUGGUCCAGUUAAGGUUUAGUCUUCGAAGCAAGAUGAUGUUCAUUAGAUAUAUCAAAGUUGUGGCUGAGGUAUUGAUGUACUGAGCAAUUCUGAUUCAGAAUUUAAUGAAGCAAAUCAUGUUUAAAAAGCUCAGGGUUGACAGAGGAACUACAGUGGAGCAGGAACGCUCCACAUCAACCGCUUCCCAUACCAUACCACCAUUUUCUCAACAAGAAGUCCUUUAAUCUGUCUACAUGUAACAUCAUAUCGAGAGUGGCUCGAGCAGACUUGAGGAUUCAGACACGUACUGUAUCAAAACCAAACCCCCAAGAUCAAUGUACUGAACAGAUGAUAACUGAUGGUCUCAAGUAGGAGGAAAUCCUAACCUACUUGAACAUGCUUCCCAAUAACCACCUCCCCCACCUGUACCUGCCUUAAAAUUUGCAAUAUUGCUUUGCCGUGGUAACAUAGAGAUUAAUAAAUUUAGUGGAAACCGUCGUUUACAUUGCAAUGUAACUAAUUCAACAUUUUUAUUUUCUAGACAUUUUUGGAGCACACAGUUUGGUUGUUUUUUUUUGUUUUUUGUUUUGUUUUUUUGCAUUGACACCUUUCAGCUCUCUGUUCUGUAUUUGUCCCGAAUGUCUGUUGACUUACAUGCCCCAUUAAUUCACAUUUUAUUCACUGCUAGGACUUAACCUUUAGUCUUUUUCCAGUAUAAAACCGAAAGACGUUCUGCUGA